Messenger RNA from Didymodactylos carnosus, 375 nucleotides. Lineage: Eukaryota; Metazoa; Rotifera; Eurotatoria; Philodinida; Philodinidae. The record is from the annotation of a GenBank genome assembly.
AUGGCAAUGUCUAUUUCUGACAAUAUGCACCCUGAUCCAAAUUUGAAGAAUAUCAUCGAACAAAAAAGUUUAAAAUGGGUAUUUGUUGGUGGAAAAGGUGGAGUAGGCAAGACAACAUGUAGCUGUAGUUUAGCUGCUCAGUUAUCCAGAGUACGUGAAUCGGUAUUAAUUUUAAGCACAGAUCCAGCUCACAACAUUUCUGACGCAUUUAAUCAAAAGUUUACAAAAAAACCAACAAAAGUCAACGGUUAUGACAAUUUAUUCGCGAUGAAAUCAUCCACUGAGUGUGUCAAAUCAUUGUUAAAAAAAACUGUUGUAUUUUCUGAUUGCUUUGAAGCCGAUGUCGCAGCACCAAGUGACAUAGUGAUACGUUAA